AUGGACGAAACAACAAAAUUGGUCGUAAUGAUGGAAACUAGUGAUGACCCUGUGGUGUACUACCACACAGGUUAUUCAUCUGUUACUCCCGAAGCUGUGAUGGAUGAUUCGUUUGAUCCAAAGACUUUGAUUCCAAGCAAACACACAAGAAAAAGAAGAAAAAGGCACAAAAUCAUUAUUCCCGGAUUUGAGGAAGAAAGUAACUUUGAAAACAAUGAGCCAGUGUGGGCCCUUAUCACAGACAACAAUGCUACAUUUCUCUGGCCUUCUCUUUACAACAGGGAUACACGUUCAGCCCUUCCAAUAUUGCCAACAUUCAAAGCACCAAAAAUCUUAUCAGUUCAUAAGGUGAAUGCCUAUAACAAAGAGGACCUAGUUGUUCCAGAGGAUAAAAAAGAGAACUGGGGCGAGGCUGUUAAGAUUUUCUCUGACUAUUCUCUUUCAUAUAUAGUAUUGACAGCUCUUGGAAUUACUACUCAAAAUAUUCAGUCUGCCAAUAAGAAUAUGGUGGUUGUAAAUAAUAUGGUAUUGGGGGCUGGAUACAAAAACUUGGAAAAGUUCUUUCUUGCAUCUCUUAUUUGCUUGAAAGAUAUGAAUUCUCUUCACCUUGAGCAAGAUGAUUCAAUUGAUUGCUUGAAACAAGUCCUUGUGGAAAUGUUCUCAGCUAACGAGUUAAAUAUCAAUUCCCAAAACUUUUUGACAUUCACAAAAUCAUACUUCAUUGAUGACGUUCUUUCUUCAUUCAGGUAA
Molecule: messenger RNA, 750 nt
Organism: Naegleria gruberi
Lineage: Eukaryota; Heterolobosea; Eutetramitea; Acrasida; Naegleriidae
Exons: 1
Coding region: 1-750 (249 amino acids)
Source: RefSeq, a predicted model, not a curated record